AGACCUCUGAUACAUUAUACAGAAUAUGGCAGAUGAAGUCAAGCUUUUCAGAACAUGGUCAAGUCCAUUUGCAUUGAGGAUUGUAUGGGCAUUGAAGCUUAAAGGCAUAGAAUUCGAAACCAUCUUCGAAGAUCUUGCCAACAAAAGCUCUUUGCUUCUUCAGAAUAAUCCGGUUCAUAAGAAGGUGCCCGUGCUCGUGCACAAUGGCAAAAGUGUCUGUGAAUCCUUUGUUAUCCUAGAGUACAUUGAUGAAACAUGGACAAAUGGUCUUCCCCUAUUGCCUAAAGAUCCCUAUGAGAGAGCUGAGGCGCGUUUCUGGGCCAAGUUUUCCGAUGAGAAGUUGUGGUUAUCAGCCCGCGGAAUUUUGUUUGGUGUGGAGACAGAGCAAGCGGAAGCAAGACUUCAAGCAAUACAAAACCUGCAAUAUUUAGAGGAACAGCUCAAGGGAAGGAAAUUUUUCGCGGGGGAGACAAUUGGAUUUCUUGAUCUCGCAGUUGGCUGGAUGGCCAAUCUGCUCAGUGUACUAGAAGAAAUAACUGGUUAUGUACUGAUUGAGGAGGUGAAAUUUCCGCUGUUAUGGAAAUGGAUGCAGGACUUUUCGGAUGUUCCAGUUAUCAACGAAAGCUGGCCAUCACGAGACAAGCUGGUAAUCAAGUUUCAAACCAUGCGUGAUUCAUACCUUGCAGGCAAAAUCUAGAAUGUGUUUACAGAUCCACGUAUAAUUGAUCUUGUAGCUUGGUAGACACGCAUCUGAUUUGAACCAUGCCAGAUUUGUACCUUGCAGGUAACUUAAAUUGCUUAUUUUCCAGCAAAUAAUGUUAACCAAAGCGAAUAAGUGUAUUGUUAUUUCAACGCUCCCCUCACUCGAAAUCCCAUUUUUUGGGUUAAAGAGUGGAUCACUGGCACAAAAUUUGAUACCAUGUAAUCUUAAGAUGUUAGAGAAAGAUCCCAAAUGGAUCUUAUGCUACUUUUCAACAACUGAAACCGCACAAGUUUCACUUUUCACACAGA
This is a messenger RNA of Daucus carota subsp. sativus, 1011 nucleotides long. Its product is annotated as glutathione transferase GST 23. Lineage: Eukaryota; Viridiplantae; Streptophyta; Magnoliopsida; Apiales; Apiaceae. Gene Ontology annotation, biological process: glutathione metabolic process. The coding region runs from base 26 to 697 and encodes 223 amino acids. Gene Ontology annotation, molecular function: glutathione transferase activity. The transcript is spliced from 2 exons. The record is from RefSeq and is a predicted model, not a curated record. Gene Ontology annotation, cellular component: cytoplasm.